CUUUCUUAGCAAUGUGUGGAUUGGUUGAGCAGCAGCACGUGAUAAGAAGUCUUUAUUAGCAGCUUCGCCGAAGAUUUGCGUUCAGUCGGUUCCUUGUCGCAGGGGCAUCGUGUUGUCUGGUUCCAUCGUAGAGACACGUGAAUAAUCAUCUCCCGAACGUAACACCGGCUACCAUGGUGAAACUAGCUAAGGGUGCAAAAACUCAAGCAAAGCCCAAGAAGGCAGCACCACCACCUCCAAAAGAUAUGGAAGACAGUGAGGAAGAGGAGGACAUGGAAGAAGAUGACAGCAGUGAUGAGGAGGUGGAAGUACCUGUGAAGAAGACACCAGCCAAAAAAACAGCCACUCCAGCCAAAGCAACACCUGGAAAAGCAGCCACACCAGGAAAGAAGGGAGCAACUCCAGCCAAGAAUGGAAAGCAGGCUAAGAAACAAGAGAGUGAAGAAGAGGAAGAUGACUCUGAUGAAGAGGCUGAGGACCAGAAACCUAUUAAAAACAAACCAGUUGCUAAGAAAGCUGUAGCAAAAAAAGAGGAAUCUGAGGAAGAUGACGAUGAUGAAGAUGAGUCUGAGGAGGAAAAGGCUGUUGCCAAGAAGCCUACACCUGCAAAGAAACCUGCAGGAAAAAAACAGGAAUCUGAGGAGGAAGAUGAUGAAGAAUCAGAAGAUGAGCCAAUGGAGGUUGCACCAGCUCUAAAGGGGAAGAAAACUGCCCAAGCAGCGGAGGAAGAUGAGGAGGAGGAGGACGAUGACGAUGAGGAAGACGAUGAUGAUGAGGAGGAACAGCAAGGCUUGUCAAUCUUUAUUGGGAACUUAAACUCUACAAAGGAAUUUGAUGAACUAAAAGAUGCUCUGAGGGAGUUCUUUUCAAAGAAGAACCUAACCAUACAGGACAUAAGGAUUGGAAACUCAAAGAAGUUUGGGUAUGUGGAUUUCUCAUCCGAGGAAGAGGUUGAGAAGGCUCUGAAACUGACUGGGAAGAAGAUACUUGGUACAGAGGUGAAGAUUGAAAAGGCUAUGGCUUUUGACAAAAACAAAACUGCUGAAAAUAAGAAGGAGAGGGAUUCCCGAACUCUGUUUGUGAAGAACAUCCCCUAUAGCACAACUGUUGAGGAGCUGCAGGAGAUAUUUGAAAAUGCUAAAGAUAUUAGAAUUCCCACUGGCAAAGAUGGAUCAAAUAAAGGGAUUGCAUAUGUUGAAUUUAGCAAUGAAGAUGAGGCAAACAAAGCUCUUGAAGAGAAGCAAGGAGCAGAGAUUGAGGGACGCUCUAUUUUCGUUGACUUCACUGGUGAAAAGAGCCAGAAUUCGGGAAAUAAAAAAGGACCCGAAGGCGAUUCCAAGGUACUUGUCGUAAACAACCUGUCAUAUAGUGCAACAGAAGACAGCCUCCGUGAAGUCUUUGAAAAAGCCACAUCUAUACGGAUACCACAGAACCAGGGACGGGCUAAGGGCUUUGCCUUUAUUGAAUUCUCUUCUGCGGAAGAUGCAAAAGAUGCAAUGGAUUCUUGUAACAACACAGAAAUUGAGGGACGGUCCAUACGGCUGGAGUUUAGCCAAGGAGGUGGCCCUCAAGGUGGUGGAAGGGGAGGUUCAGCGCAGUCAAAAACCCUCUUUGUCAGAGGUCUUUCUGAAGACACCACUGAAGAAACCUUGAAGGAAGCAUUUGAUGGCUCUGUUAAUGCCAGGAUUGUGACGGACAGAGAUACUGGCGCAUCCAAGGGGUUUGGAUUUGUAGACUUUUCCACUGCUGAAGACGCUAAAGCUGCCAAAGAGGCCAUGGAGGAUGGGGAAAUUGAUGGAAACAAAGUUACUCUAGACUUUGCAAAACCUAAAGGCGACUCCCAGCGUGGAGGACGUGGGGGUUUUGGCAGAGGAGGUGGCUUUAGAGGUGGUCGUGGUGGCAGAGGAGGUGGAGGAGGAAGAGGCUUUGGUGGCAGAGGUGGUGGACGCGGAAGAGGAGGAUUUGGAGGAAGAGGAGGUGGAGGAUUCAGAGGUGGUCAGGGCGGAGGAUUCAGAGGUGGUCAGGGCAAGAAGAUGAGGUUUGAUGACUGAGCAGUUUUCAUCUCCCCUUUAAACCUCAAGCCAUCUCCCUGAAAGGACUCUGGGGGCAGAAAGGGAGAUCUGGAUUCCCUACCCCAAAUAAAUCUACUCUUGGCAGAGCCUUCUGUGUGGACAUUCCAAUGUGGAAAUACAUGUUUCCUGUAUCACCUGGAUUCCAAGUCAUUUCAUGGAAGAGGGGACUGCUUGACUGUCAUAUACAGACUUUUUUUAGAGUGUGAAAAGAAACCCUGCUGGGACUUGGCAAAUUCUUAUGUUUUACCCACUGUACAAAAGAUUGAGUUUUUUUUUUCUUAAUUCCUCUAGUAUUUUGCUAAAAGUGCAGACUGUUCAUGGUUUUGCUUCAGCAACGUGUCUUGUUCAAAUUAAAGAACCUCCUCUGGUUACCUGUUUUUAGUAUAACUGUCUCCUGAGUCUCUGCAGUUGUUGACUGACUUGUUCUGCUGCAGCUCUGGCUCACAUCUUUGCAAUGGCCACCCAACAUAUCUGCUCUGGCUAAGGUAUAGAAAAGACAUGAACAAUGUUGGGUAGUAAAGCAGUAGAAAGUCAGCAAAGCUACUAAAUGGCUUGUGAAAUGUUCUGGUUUAGAAUGGUGCUAAACUUCCCACUGAAUCCAUAACUAUUGCCAUCUUAAGCAGUUAUUCUGUGGUGUGCUUAAACCUUAUUGUUAAACUUUUUGUUUUUUAAUUGAAUACCUUGCAAGUAGAAUUUGUGGCAUGAGUAAUCAGUCUUUGCUGAACCACAACUUCCUGACCAGUAGAAAAGGAAACCAAUAGUAAGGAAACAAGACCAUGCUACUAAUAAGGCAGAUUUUUGUCUUUUUUUUUUUUGUACUGAAAAGCAUGGGUUAAUCUUAUUCUCCCUGGCAUUGAGUUGUUUCCACACAAGCACAUUUAGAAAUAUUGCAUUUUUUAAUGCUUAAUAUUGGUGUAUUCACAACGCACACAUGAUGUGAUUCCUAUUGUUUGUCUUACAUGUGUGUUCUUAUAUGGAAUUCUCAUUUUUGGUUGUUUUGCUGACCUUUUAAAUGUUUUGAGGCCAGGUUGUGAACGUGCGCUAAGCACGUGAGGCCUUACUUUACAAAUUAAAAUAAAAUAUAUUAAGCCUUUAACCGAU
Xenopus laevis (African clawed frog) is the source of this 3173-nucleotide messenger RNA. RefSeq names its product nucleolin L homeolog (gene nucleolin.L). The record is from RefSeq and is a predicted model, not a curated record. The transcript is spliced from 15 exons. Gene Ontology annotation, cellular component: nucleolus. The coding region runs from base 174 to 2051 and encodes 625 amino acids. Gene Ontology annotation, molecular function: RNA binding; nucleic acid binding; mRNA binding. Lineage: Eukaryota; Metazoa; Chordata; Amphibia; Anura; Pipidae.